AUGGAGAAAUACAAAAAGAUAAAUUCGAAUCAUCAAAAAAAUGCCAAAUCAAAAAGUUUACCAGAAAAUAUAAUACCAGAGAUAUUUUUUGAUAAUAAUAUUGCUUGUAAUUCUGAUUUCGAGGAUUUAUCAACUGAAACGCAAGAAAUGAUAGACGAGUUAGAAAAAAAUGUUGUUGAAUUGGCCAAAUCACAAGAGCAGAUUAAUCAACUUUAUUUACCACGAGAAAUUGUCAGGUUAAACGAUGUUAUAAUUCCAGAAGAGGAAUGUGAAGCUGAUAAUUUUCUAAGUGAUGCUACAUCCGACUAUUCUUUGGACGAGGAUGAAAAUGAACCUCGAUCUACGGCCGAUGAAAAUAAUGAUAAUAAAGACGAGAUCAUCAAUAACAAAGAAUAUGCUAAAACUUGGAAGCCUUAUACAUCAAAUUCAUCCAAGACAAUUGAUAUAGGCAUUAAAUUAGAUGAUACUAAUUCAAUCAAGAAUUUCAAUAGUUAUAAUAGCAGAAGGCUUUAUUUUCAAAAAAAAAAAGUUAUUAAUUCAUUUGUUGAUAGUUUUAGUCUAAAAAAUGAAAAUGAAAAUAAAUUUAAUUUAGGUGAUAAAUCUUUUGAAAGUACUAAAACUGGCAGUUCUCAGAAAUUAGAUGAAAAACAAAAAUUAAAUAUUGAAACAAGCCCAAGAAGUCUUACUCUCAGUAUUAUGUCUAAUCAUGACAUUGAAAACGAAAUAGCAAAAAAUGAAGGAUAUAAUAUUGAUUCAAUAAUUUCCGGUAAAGUUUUACCAGAUAAAAUUCUAGUACAAAUUAUAUCAUUAGAUUUUAACAAACAGUUUGCAUCAAAUACAAAAACAAAGACUUCAAUUCGUCUUGUGAUUCAUUGCGUUACAUACCAAACAAAGCCAAGUGAAUCAAUUGGAGAUCAUUCACAAAAAAAAUUUCUUUUUCCUUUUGAUUGUCAUUCCUUAAUGUUUGAUAAUUUAAAAAUAGAUAUUUAUGAACAUGGAUUUUUAAAUGCCAAAAAAAAAAUUGGCCGUGGUAUUUUUAAAUUCAUUGGAUUAAAGCCAUUAAUUCCUAACAAAGAUGAGUUUAUUGUUAAAAUCCCUUUAGAAUCUAAUGGCCGUCAAGUUGCAACUGUUCAAAUUAGUAUAAAAUUUCAUUAUCCAAAUGAUCCCCCUCUCAUUUCAUCAACUUCCGAUACUCGAAAAACUCCCAUACGUUCAAAUACUGUACCUUUGAGAUCUACAACAAAUCAAAAUAGAGAUGCCACCAUGACAAAAGGGAUUUCUUCUGAAAUAGAUAAUGCAGAUGAUACCGAAUUUGCUAAUGUAGUGGUAUAUCCUGAGUCAAUGUCUCUUGGUAUUCUUGAUAUGGUACUAAGUAAAGAGACUAGAGAUGCAAUUAAAGAAAUAACUGUUUUAUAUAAUACCUUCUUUGAUCACGGUUGGAGAUUAAGCAAAUUGGAGUUCUUAAAAGCAUAUAUGCUAUUGGAAAAAUACUAUACUCAAAAACCUAGCCCUGUCACAGGUAAAAUCUGUCAUGAUAUCGAUAAAAUCCAGUUAGCUCAAAAAUAUUUAAAGUAUUCUAUGGCCUCUUAUGGCUCAUUCUUAUUUAAUUGGUUUGGAUAUGGUCAUAAUAUGGCCCCAAUAAAUCGAAAAGCUAUUCAAGAAUUUUUCGGCCUUGAUAAAGAUGAUAUUAUUUGUUGGGAAUACGGUCUAAAUACUGUUUCUGUUCCUAACUAUAUGAUAAUAAGAGAUCCAGAGACAAAUAAUCUUAUAAUAACAAUACGUGGAACAAUGAAUGUUACAGAUGUAAUAACAGAUGUACUGGCUCGUUAUGAAUCAUGGAAUGGCGGACUUGUUCACCGAGGUGUACUUCGUAGUGCUCAAUAUCUUGUCAAACGUUCACUUAAGAGUAUAAAAAAAGCUGUAAAAAAAUUUAAUUCGCGUGCUAUUCAAGUUAUAGGACAUUCAUUAGGUGCUUCAAUAUCUUCAAUAGUAACCCUUUUAUUGCAUGAGGAAUGUAAAAGUUUACUUGAAAAUGGUAUAGAAAUUCUUGCAUGGAAUUUUGCUACUGCUCCAUGUUGUUCACUAGAUUUGGCAAAAAAACCCGAAGCAAUGAAUUACAUUAAUAAUUUUAUUAAUGAAAAUGAUGUAAUUCCACGAUUAAGUUAUGGAAAUCUUAUGGAUUUUAAAGAAUUAGUCAAGUUUGCUGCGAGUGAAUUGAAAAAUGAAAACUAUAAAAAGUUCAAUUCUAGUGAAAAAUUAUCCAAAAUUCUCACCUCAAUUGACAAAUAUCGUACUUCUUUGAAAGCAAAAUCUUCUGAACAAAAAUUAUAUAUUCCGGGAACCAUUUAUUAUCUUUAUAAAGGCUUUCAUAGAACUCAUGUUAAAUCUUCAAUUGCAUUUUAUACAAAAGAUAUUGUAUGUGAGAUUUCCACGCCAAAUUUAUUUACAGAUAUCUGUCUAAAAAGAAAUUGGCUGUUCCAUCAUUUCCCUGAUAGAUAUGAUAAAAAAUUCCAAGGUGUAGUGAAAUUUUUGACAAGAAAAUUGAGUGAAAAUGAUAAAGGAGCUUCGAAAUUUUGGAAUAAAUGGAAAAGAAUGAAAGAAGCUGAAUACAUUGUUGAUGAAGGUGGUAGAAUGGAAAAAUGGAUGUCAAGGAGUGGUCAUAUCUAG
Entrophospora candida is the source of this 2667-nucleotide messenger RNA. Lineage: Eukaryota; Fungi; Glomeromycota; Glomeromycetes; Entrophosporales; Entrophosporaceae. The record is from the annotation of a GenBank genome assembly.